AGUACAGUUCUUACAUUAUUAUUAUCUAUGCUUUCAAGAAUCACCCAUCUCUAACUUAUUCUGUGCUUUGAACAUAAUAAUAUAAUAUUAUCACAGAAUGUAGUAUAUAGAUAAACUGUUCUGUGAAUGACUGUGAUAAUUCUACACUUGGUAAAGUUCAUACUUUCAUAGGUUUGGUUUACUUUACCAUUACUACGGUCUAAUUAAUAUUGUAAUUUGUAGUAAGAUUUAUUUUGUUAUUAUUUCGUUACCAAAUUGAAGGUCGUAAAAUUAAAACGCUGCUUUCAAAAAUCAAAAGUGAAAACUUAAAAUCUAAACUUAUUGUUACCAAUACCUUAAAUUUUAAUAUAAUGAUUUUUAAGACAUGUGAAGUAAUUCUAAAUUCAAGUAAAAGUUUAAUUUUUAGAUUCAACUCUAAUUUUGUACCAAAACACACGCCUGUGCAAACAUCAGAUGCAAUUACUCUUGAACGUUUCAUUAAAGAACAUAAUAAAAUACUUGUAUUAACCGGUGCAGGAAUAUCAACUGAAAGUGGUAUACCAGAUUAUCGCUCCGCUGAUGUCGGGUUGUAUGCGAGAAGUAAAAAUCGCCCGGUAAUAUAUCAACAGUUUAUUAAAAGUCCAGAAGUACGCGUACGUUAUUGGGCUAGAAAUUAUUUGGGGUGGCCUAGAUUUUCAUCAAUGGCACCUAAUUAUGCACAUACGUUUUUAAAGAAUUUGGAAGAUAAAAAUAAAAUUAUUCAUAUUAUUACUCAGAAUGUUGAUAACUUGCAUACAAAAGCAGGAAGCAAAAAUGUUCUUGAAUUGCAUGGGACUUCAUAUGUUAUACAUUGUUUAGAAUGUGAUUAUACAAUCGAUAGACAUAAAUUUCAAGAUGUUUUGUCAAGUUUAAACCCUCAAGUUUCCAUUAAAGAGUUGUACAGUGUCAGGCCUGAUGGUGAUGUUGAACUCACUCCAGAAGAAAUUGGCGGAUUCAAGGUUCCUAAAUGUCCAAAAUGUGAAGGAAAUUUAUUAAUUCCACGCAUUGUUUUUUUCGGAGACAACAUUCCAAAAAAACGAGUUCAGAGGGUGAAUGAUUUUGUGGAAGAAUGUGAUUCACUCCUGGUCAUGGGCUCAUCUCUAUUUGUAUAUUCAGGUUAUAGAAUAGUAUUGGAAACAAAAUCUGCUAAUAAACCUGUUGCUGUGGUAAAUAUAGGACCAACUAGGGCUGAUGACUGUGUGGAUAUUAAAAUUGAAGCCAAAUUUGGUGAAAUAUUACCAUUAUUAAAUCUUUAAUUUAUCCUUAAGAUUUUAUUAUUGUGACUUCUAUGUAUUUUUUAAUGAAAAUGUUUUGAUAAAAGAAACUUUAACGUUUUUUUUUUUGUUGGAAACAAGUGAAUUAGCGAACAUUUGAAAUUAUUAUUGACCCUAAAUUGUCUCCACAGCUAUAAUCCCUAAUUUUUUAUUUUAUGAUUGAAGAUUAGAGAUAUAUUCUAAUUC
This is a messenger RNA of Myzus persicae (green peach aphid), 1478 nucleotides long. It is a transcript of the gene Sirt4, whose product is annotated as NAD-dependent protein deacylase Sirt4. The record is from RefSeq and is a predicted model, not a curated record. Gene Ontology annotation, molecular function: NAD+ binding. Bases 351 to 1274 code for a protein of 307 amino acids. Lineage: Eukaryota; Metazoa; Arthropoda; Insecta; Hemiptera; Aphididae. The transcript is spliced from 3 exons.